CACUCUGAAAUCAGGAUGAACUUCUGCACUUCUCUUAUCGUAUUUGUGGCAGUUCUGAGUAUUGCUGAGGGAAUGAGUUUGAGGGGCGUAGGAGCUGACCCUCGCUGUCGCUGCAUUGAGACUGAGAGCAGGUUUAUGGGCAAACUCAUUAAGAAAGUGGAGCUGUUCCCUCCAAACCCACACUGUAAAGACACAGAGAUCAUUGCCACUCUGAAACACAGGGGUGACAAGAUUUGUCUGGACAGCAAUGCCCCCUGGGUGAAGAAGGUCAUUGAUAAGAUCCUUGCCAACAAGAAGCCUUGAACUCAUGCCAGACAGCUGGAAAGAUCACAUCAGGUGUCCUGCCAAAAAACUGUGACCUCGCUCUGGAGCGUAA
This is a messenger RNA of Chanos chanos (milkfish), 376 nucleotides long. Its product is annotated as interleukin-8-like. Gene Ontology annotation, biological process: chemotaxis; defense response; immune response. The transcript has 4 exons. Gene Ontology annotation, cellular component: extracellular region. Gene Ontology annotation, molecular function: chemokine activity. Bases 16 to 303 code for a protein of 95 amino acids. NCBI's taxonomy places the organism in Eukaryota, Metazoa, Chordata, Actinopteri, Gonorynchiformes, Chanidae. The record is from RefSeq and is a predicted model, not a curated record.